This is a messenger RNA of Vollenhovia emeryi, 3016 nucleotides long. RefSeq names its product sphingomyelin phosphodiesterase. The record is from RefSeq and is a predicted model, not a curated record. Gene Ontology annotation, cellular component: lysosome. Lineage: Eukaryota; Metazoa; Arthropoda; Insecta; Hymenoptera; Formicidae. Gene Ontology annotation, molecular function: acid sphingomyelin phosphodiesterase activity. The transcript is spliced from 11 exons. Gene Ontology annotation, biological process: ceramide biosynthetic process; sphingomyelin catabolic process. Bases 423 to 2570 code for a protein of 715 amino acids.
UCAGUUCACACUGUACGCUCGGCGCGAAAGGCACGGCUGGUAUGUGGUAGCGCGGACACAAGUGACAGAGAUUGCACGCGUGUGCGUACGCGUGAGUGACUUUCGUCUCGUUUCCUUUUUUUUCUUUCUUUUUUUUUAUGAUCCAGAAAACGCGACGAGAGAACGGUCCAACGGAGUCGAACGAUGUCGUGGGAUUGAUUCGACGAACCAACCAUCAGCCGGUGCGCUCCUUGGUGGAUUCUAGUGAAUUAACCAUCCUGUUCCCUUCCUAUUUCUCCUUUCUUCUUCUCUUUUCUUUAUGGUUUAUUCAUCCAGACAUCCAGACACGCACCGUAGGAGACACUUGAUAUUUCCCAAUUGGCAAAGUUUUGGAAAGUACCUUCGAAAACACUUUGUAACAAUACCAAAGAAUACUAAAUAGCAUGCCAAAUCAGGGCAGAAUAUCAAGUCGCAUCUUCCUAUUGUGUGUUUUCCUGACCAGCUCAACAUGGAUUGUUGUCGGAAAUCCCAUUUGGUACAGGACGAAACGGGAAGCGGAGGUAGCUUCGACCAACUGGACGGCACUUGCCGACGAAUGGAUCGUGGCGAAGGCCAGGGCCGCCGAAAAGAUGGACAUCGCUCUGCUGCCGUUCAACGAGAGAUUCCGGGAACUACCGCCUACGGCGGAGACCUUCGUCGUUAACGGUACGAGCCUGGAGCAAUUGGAACGGUUAAAUUACUCGCGGAUGCUGUGGGACAUGGAAACGGUCCAGCCGAGCGGACAUCUAUCCGGAUUUGUGGAUAAGGCUCUGAAGCUGCUGGACCUGAGGCAAGUGAUGAUGGAGGUUGAAACAUCCGUGAUGUCCAAAGUCUCUUGCACCGCCUGCAAAGUCGGCGCCGGACUACUGCAGCACUACAUCAAGACCGGCAAGAGCGACGAGGAGAUCAUGGCGAGCAUCUAUCAGUUCUGCGUGUCGCUCAACAUACAGAGCCCCCGAGUCUGUCAUGGGGUGACAAUGCUGUUCGGGGGGGAGGUGAUUUAUGUGCUGAAGCAAGUGAACAUGGGCCCAGCGCAGAUCUGCAGCUUCGUGAUCGGCGAUGCGUGCGACGACGCGUUCAACCCAUUGCACGAAUGGGAGGUGGCCUUCCCACCGGUCAAGAAACCGUCGAUCAAGCCGCCGAUCCCACCGCAGGAAGGCGCGCCGACGUUCAAGGUCCUGCAUAUUUCCGACACGCACUACGAUCCGUACUACCAGGAGGGUGCGAAUGCCGAGUGCAACGAGCCGCUCUGCUGCAGACUGACGAAUGGUGCCCCGUUGACCGCCUCGGCGGCCGCCGGACGAUGGGGCGACUACAGAAAAUGCGACACGCCCAAGAGAACGAUCGACCAUAUGCUCAAGCACAUCGCCGACACACAUUCGGACAUCGAUUACAUUUUGUGGACGGGAGAUCUACCGCCCCACGAUGUGUGGAACCAAACGCGAGAAGAGAAUCUAAAAGUCCUGCGUGACACGGUCGCGCAGAUGGUAGCGACGUUUCCAGGAAUACCGAUUUUUCCGGCUUUGGGAAAUCACGAGAGUGCACCGGUCAACAGUUUCCCACCGCCUUUUGUGCCUGAAGAGAACAGUAUCUCGUGGCUGUACAACGAGCUCGAUAAACACUGGCGACUUUGGCUGCCGGCCGGUGUGUCCCAUACCGUGCGUCGCGGCGCUUUCUAUUCGGUCUUGGUUCGUCCGGGCUUCAGAAUAUUGUCCGUAAAUAUGAACUACUGCAACAACAAGAACUGGUGGCUACUCAUCAACAGCACGGAUCCGGUCAGCGAGUUGCAGUGGCUCGUGUACGAGCUGCAAGGCGCGGAGAUUAACGGCGAGAAGGUGCACAUAAUCGGCCACAUACCGCCAGGCCAUUCGGAUUGUCUCAAGGUGUGGUCGAGAAAUUAUUAUCACAUAAUCAACCGGUAUGAAUCAACUAUCACGGCGCAAUUCUUCGGGCACACGCAUUACGACGAGUUCCAGAUAUUCUAUGAUACAUCAGACCUUGGUAGAGCGCUCAGCAUCGCCUACAUCGGUCCUUCGGUCUCGCCGUAUUAUGAUCUCAAUCCCGGCUACAGGAUAUAUUACGUCGAUGGAGACCACGCCAAGACUACAAGAAUGGUAGUCGAUCACGAGAGCUGGGUCAUGAAUCUAAAGGAGGCGAAUCUUUAUGAUUACCCGAUCUGGCAUAAGCUGUACAGCGUGCGGCAAGCCUACCAAAUGGCAUCGCUUCUGCCGAAGGACUGGGACUCGCUGAUCGACAAGAUGACUAACGAGCCGGCCCUCUUUGAUCUCUAUUACAAACAUUAUUACAAAAACUCCCCGGUGCGACCGGCGUGCAAUGACGAGUGUCGCAAGAGAUUGCUCUGCGAUCUGCGCAGCGGAAGAAGCCACGACCGUAAGGCGCUGUGCCAGAGCCUGGAAGCGAGGAUUGACGAUGAAACGAGGACGGGUUGGCGUGCGUGGAUCUACAAGGGACUCGCACUAUCAAUGUCCGUGGUUAUGGCCAUCCCCAGAUUCGCGUACAAUUUACCAAAGUACGUCUUAGGAUUGGGUUAGAACAAGAGAACGAACGCCAAGUGCAAAUGUACGACUAAACUUGUGAUGUUAAAUUAUUAAAAAUACUCACGAUGUCGUCGUCGCGUUCAAAACUCGAACGUCGGCGACGUUAACCGAUCGACAAUUAUAUCCGUCGAAAUUGAACAUCGCGUUCGACAUGCAAUCGUUUUGCAAGAUCUAUCACACUAACCCGUCGAAGAUACUCUAGAAGAAAACAAAUAAAAACAGAUUUUUACGUUUUUACGAAGAAAAAUGACGAAUUAAAUGAACUUAAAAUUAAUCUAUUCAGUAGAACUGAUUUUUCCAAUUCUUAAAACCGUGCGUCAAUAUGUUUUAAAAUUGUUGUACGUAAUAAAAUUUCAAUGCCGCAUCCUAAUUUUGAAAACCGGACAUCACAACUUUAUGAAAUUUUUGUGAUUUACGAAGUAAUAUAGGAUAUAAGAGCC